AUGUCUUCCCCCAGCGAAGUGAGCGAGACAGACUCGCGAACCGUCACGAUAUUGUACGCCACAGAAACAGGCACAGCUCAGGAGAUAUCAGACAGAAUUGCUGCACAAUGUCGACGGAUUCACAUACGAGCCCAUGUCCAUAACAUGGACACUUAUUCACCGCAAGAACUGAUCUCGGAGGGUUUGGUUAUAUUCUCUAUCGCCACCACAGGUUCCGGGAGGGAACCGAGAGCAAUGACUCCGUUGUGGAACAUGCUCCUCCGCUCCGACCUCCCUGAGGAUCUGUUCGAGGAUCUAUCUUUCGCUGUCUUUGGCCUGGGAGACACGGCAUACGAGAAGUUCUGCUGGCCCGCGAAACUGCUCUCGCGCAGACUUGCCAGCCUGGGAGCCACCGAAGUUUAUUCCAGAGGUGAAGGCGACGAGCAACACCCCCUUGGGAUAGACGGCGCAUUUGAGCCAUGGAUCAAAGGUCUUCUUGAGGCCUUCCUACAAAUCUUUCCGCUACCUACUGGACUGACCGUGGUCCCAGAGAACAGCUUGCCUCCACCACGCGUAGCGAUCAGAAAUGCAGAAUCAACGACUCUUCGCUCAUUCCAUGAACCAUUGGAAAAUGACAGUCAAUACCAUUUGGCGACCGUGUCAUGUAAUCGCCGAAUUACCGCCCAGGAAUGGUAUCAGGACGUUCGGCAUUUUGAAUUCGAUUUCGACCAUGAUAUCCAAUACGAAGCUGGAGACGUCGCAAUCAUCCAUCCUGAGGUCGCUUCAGCGGAUGUAGAAUCUUUCUUGGCGACGAUCGGUUUUGCCAAUGCGGCCGAUGAUUUUAUAAUCAUCGAACAUACAUUAGAAGAUCAAUCGCUCCCGGACCAUUUGCCACGGAUGACAACUCUGCGUCAGUUGUUCACACGAUAUCUCGAUAUCGGCACAGUUCCUCGCCGCUCUUUCUUCGCCAUGCUCCGCCAUUUCGUCGCAAACGAGCUCGAGGCAGAGAAGAUUGAUGAGUUUCUGAGUGUGGAAGGCGCGGACGAGCUCUAUGAUUAUUGCCAGCAGCCACGACGCACGAUCCGCGAGGUACUGGAAGAGUUCCGAUCCGCUAGGAUUCCCCGAGAUUACAUCUUUGACCUUUUUCCUCCUCUCCGGCCGCGUCAAUUCUCUAUCGCCAGCUCUGUCAAGUGCCGUCCACGUCAGGUCCACCUGUGCGUUGCGAUCGUGGUGUAUCGAACGAGGCUGAAGGUCCCGCGGCGCGGGGUAUGCACACGCUAUAUGGCAAACUUGCGAAUAGGCGACAAGCUAUGGGUAGGGAUUCAGAAGGGCCUGUUCUCGCUGCCUCCGAACAACUUGACACCCAUCAUAUGCGUUGGUCCUGGAACGGGUGUGGCGUCUAUGCGCGCGAUCAUCGAAGAGCGUACGCAGGCGGGAGCGGCAGAUAACACGCUCUAUUUCGGAUGCCGCUCGGCGGCAAAGGACCAGCACUACGGGACAGAAUGGGCACACUACGCUGCGGAGGGCCUCCUGACGUACCGGACAGCUUUCUCGCGCGAUGUCCCCGAGGGCGCGCCGCGGCGCUAUGUCCAGGACGUGAUGCGGGAAGACAGCAAGCAGCUGUGGGAUUCACUUGGAAUUAGGGGGGCGUGGAUGUUCAUCUCAGGAUCUGCAAAUAAAAUGCCUGCAGGCGUGAGGUCUGCGAUUCGGGAGGCUGCGCAGAAGGAGGCUGGAAAGACUGAGGAGGAGGCAGAGGACUUCUUGUCGAGAUUGGAGAGGGAAGGACGGCUAUGGGAAGAAUGCUGGAGUUAGCACAGUCAAGCUCGUAGCGCCAAUCCUCACAUUCUAUACCAUACUCAAUGAGAGGGCAAAUUCAAAAGGUGGUGAAGAUUAUUAUGAGCUGAUGCAUAACGAUGAGAGGAGGUACAUAUGAUAUCGGACCGAGACUACCCCAAAGUGUUCUUAUAGAUGUUUGCAUG
Laetiporus sulphureus 93-53 is the source of this 1958-nucleotide messenger RNA. RefSeq names its product riboflavin synthase domain-like protein. The record is from RefSeq and is a predicted model, not a curated record. Lineage: Eukaryota; Fungi; Basidiomycota; Agaricomycetes; Polyporales; Laetiporaceae. The transcript has 10 exons. Gene Ontology annotation, cellular component: cytosol. The coding region runs from base 1 to 1791 and encodes 596 amino acids. Gene Ontology annotation, molecular function: FMN binding; NADPH-hemoprotein reductase activity; flavin adenine dinucleotide binding.